GAAAGAAAGAUCACUGCAGUGUGGAAUGUGGCAGAGAAUUCUCUAACAGGAGUGCUCUUCAGAAACACACGAGAGUUCACACCGGAGAGAAGACAUAUUGCUGUAAUGAAUGUGGUAAACAGUUUUCACAAAAAGGCCAUCUUCAUAGCCACACGAGAGUUCACACUGGAGAGAAGCCAUAUUGUUGUAAUGAAUGUGGCAAACAGUUUUCACAUAAAGAUAAUCUUCAGAAACACAAGAGAGUUCACACCAGAGAGAAGACAUAUUGCUGUAACGAAUGCGAUAAGCAGUUUUCACGGAUGGACAGUCUACAGAUACACAAAAGAGUUCACACCGGAGAGAAGCCAUAUUGCUGUAAUGAAUGUGGCAAACAGUUUUCACAAAAAGGCAAUCUUCAGAUACACACUAGAGUUCACACCGGAGAGAAGACAUAUUGCUGUAAUGAAUGUGGCAAACAGUUUUCACAUAAAGACCAUUUUCAUAUACACAUGAGAGUUCACACCAGAGAAAAGACAUAUUGCUGUAAUGAAUGUGGUAAACAGUUUUCACAGAUGGACAGUCUACAGAAACACACGAGAGUUCACACUGCAGAGAAGCCAUAUUGCUGUAAUGAAUGUGGUAAACAGUUUUCACAGAUGGACAGUCUACAGAAACACACGAGAGUGCACACUGGAGAGAAGCCAUAUUGCUGUAAUGAAUGUGGUAAACAGUUUUCACAGCUGGACAGUCAUCAGAAACACACUAGAGUUCACACUGGAGAGAAACCAUAUUGCUGUAAUGAAUGUGGGAAACAGUUUUCACAAAAAGGUAAUCUUCAGAUACACACUAGAGUUCACACUGGAGAGAAGACAUAUUGCUGUAAUGUAUGUGGCAAACAGUUUUCACAAAAAGGCAAUCUUCAGAAACACACGAGAGUUCACACCGGAGAGAAGCCAUAUUUCUGUAAUGAAUGUGGUAAACAGUUUUCAGAGAUAGGCAGUCUACAAAGACACACAAGAGUUCACACUGGAGAGAAGCCAUAUUGCUGUAAUGAAUGUGGUAAACAGUUUUCAGAGAUAGGCCAUCUACAGAAACACACGAGAGUUCACACCGGAGAGAAGCCAUAUUGCUGUAAUGAAUGUGGUAAACAGUUUUCACAAAAAAGCCAUCUUCAGAGUCACACAAUAGUUCACAACAGAAUAAAAACAGUAGCAGUUCAAAAAUCAUUCCAAAAAAACAAGAACCCUUCAGGACUCAAGAGUGAGGUUGAGUCCUGUCCUGAAAAGUAAGCAAACUAAACUAUUGUUUAGAAAUGAAUCUCAAAGAGAAGCCAUAUUGCUGUUUGGAAUGUGGCAAACAAAUCUGUCAGAGCAGUACACUUCAGAGAAACACCAGAAUUCCCACAGGAGAGAAGUACAACUGAACUGUCCUGACUAAAGAGUGAGGUUCACUCCUGCCUGGACAGUAAGCACAUGUAACUGACACAAAUCCAUCCUACUUAGUGUUGUUGUUGUGUCAAAAACAAAUCAACAUGGAGGAGACAGAGAAGUUUAUAUCCUUUUUCCUUUUCUAGAAACUAAAUAAAGAACAGGGCGUCAUACAAACGGCUUCUCAUCAAAGCCCCUACAUCCUCCACCAUGUGCCUAGCUCUGUUUUCAUAACAUACGUAUUACAUAUAGAACUAUUUACAAUAUAUUAUACACAUUUCAUCAGAAAAAAGAAAAAAUAA
Erpetoichthys calabaricus (reedfish) is the source of this 1708-nucleotide messenger RNA. Its product is annotated as gastrula zinc finger protein XlCGF57.1-like. Gene Ontology annotation, molecular function: RNA polymerase II cis-regulatory region sequence-specific DNA binding; DNA-binding transcription factor activity. Gene Ontology annotation, biological process: regulation of transcription by RNA polymerase II. The annotation marks the transcript as partial. Lineage: Eukaryota; Metazoa; Chordata; Cladistia; Polypteriformes; Polypteridae. The transcript is spliced from 2 exons. The record is from RefSeq and is a predicted model, not a curated record.